AUGAAACGUGAAAAGUAUGAGAUAUAUUUAAAUAACGACAAGUAUUACAAAGUUGUUGGAAUCUAUACGAAACAUGAACCAUUAUUGACUGCUCUACAAGAAAAUAUUCGUUAUUUAAUAAAACAAACAGAAGCAGCAGGUUUAUUUGAUCAAGAUGAACGAUCAAUGAGAAAUUUAAAUCGAGAAUUAUAUACAUUUAAUUGUUUUUUUGCAUUCAAACAAGUUCUUUUAAAAACUGAUUACAAUAGCGAUGCAGCAAAACGUGAAAUGAUUGAAAUAUGUCGGAAUUAUUAUCGUAACAAUAAAAAAGAACUAAUGAAUAUUGAUGAAUUUGAACGAACAUACGAAUCACAGGAUGCAAUCUAUUGGUAUACUAAACAAACAUUUCUCUAUCGUUUAGUAAAUAAAGCAUUACGAACUGAAGACUAUGAAGCAAUGUUGGUGCUUCGAUUUUUUAUCCUUGAUUUAUGCGAAAGCCUUCGACAAAAUUACGAAGAAUUAAAACAACAUUCACAGAUUGUUAUAUCCUAUCGUGGACUAAAGUUAACACCACAAGAGAUUUAUAAUCUUAAACAGAAUGUAGAUGAAACAAUAGCAACAAAUGGAUUUCUAUCGACUAGCAGAUCAAAAGAUGUUGCUUAUGCAUUUGCAAAGAAAGGUACAAAACGUUCGAAUGUUGAAACAGUUAUGCUGGAAAUUGAUGUGGAUAUGUCAAAAGUAACAGUAAUUCUAGCUGAUAUUGCUCAAUAUAGUGAUUAUCCAGAAGAACAAGAGAUUCUCUUCGAUUCAGGUGCAUCAUUUACUAUAAAUUCAGUACUUUAUGAUAUGAUAGAGAAGAUAUGGGUUGUUAAAUUGACAGCUAAGGCAGAAGAGUCAUGGAUUAGCGAUAUACAAACAUUCCUGAACGAAUAUAGUUCAGAAAGAGAUAUGAACAUAUUGUUGGGUAAACUAUUGUAUAGAAUGGAAAAGUACAGCGUAUGUCGAAAAUAUUUCAAAAACCUUAUCAAUAUCUAUGGAAAUGAAGAACACGAAAAAUUAGCUAAAAUUUAUGAUUAUAUUGGAAGAUCGUCCCAUUGGCUGGAAGAUCGUGACGAAGCUAUUGUUAAUUGUGAAAAAGCAUUUGAGUAUUAUGUUUUUAUAAAUCGUUUGGAAGAUGCUGCCAUGAUAACAAGUUUGAUUGCUACUCAGUAUAAGAUUAAAGAUGAUAAAGUGAAUGGACGACUUUAUCUCAUGAAAUCAUACGAUAUGUGGAAGGAAACGCCGACAUAUUAUUCAGAAAAUCCUCAUUGUGGCAUAGGUCGUAUAAUGAUAUUGUUUGGCUUAUUUGAAGAAGAUAAUCUAAUAAUACGUGAUUAUUUCUUAAAAGCUUUGAAAAUAUAUGAAAAUCCAUCUAACACGUGUGAACAUAGCGAUCACGAUGAAGAGAUUGCAAUAGUGUGUCAAGUUAUAGCAAAUAUAUAUUAUGAAGAUAACGAUUAUGACAAAGCAUUCGAGUAUAUUAUGAAAAGUAUCAAUAUUCUAGGAAAAAAAAUGGUGUCAGCUCGAACUCGUAAAUACUACGUUGGUUGUCUCAACCUGUUAUGGAGCAUUUGUGACAAAACCCAUAACGAUUUUUGGUCGACAUAUAAAAACCAGUUCGAUCAGUUGUUCGAUAUUGAACUUGUUCAAUUAGAUCCUGACCUCAAAGACCUGUUCGACAGUACAAUUGAUGUACGAAGAAUACAUCUUGACACUAGAGAUGCUGAUAGUAGAGUAUCAGCUGAGUUUUUACAACAUUCAUUGAAAUUAUUGAAAUUUCUUCUAAAAUCCGAUCCAAAGAAUUAUGAGAAAAUUAUCCAAGCACAUAUAGACAUUGGUCUAGCUUAUGAGAAAACAAAAGAUUACGAUUGGUCAUGUCAACACUAUGAAAAAGCUUUAGAAAUGUGUCAAACAUACGCUCCAAAUAAUUCAAAACAGAUUUCAACAAUUUUUAAACAUUUAAGUGAUAUAAGUUUGGAUAGAAAAAAUUUUGAUCAUGCUAUUAAUCUUCGAAUGAAAUCGCUUAGUGUGAACGAAAAAACAUAUCAUUUAACAGAGAAAGAAAACGAAGCUCAAUGUUAUUAUGAUAUUGGUCAGAAAUUCCUAUCUACUGAUCCUGACAAAGUACUUGAAUUUAUUCAAAAAUCAUUAGAAAUUCGACAACAAAUUUUACCAGAACAUCACGUCAACAUUGCCUUUUGCCAUCAUGAUAUUGGUGUUGCUUACGAGAAGAAAGAUAUGUUUGAUGCAGCACUAGAACAUUACGAAAAAGCUAUUGAAAUAUAUGAAAAACAUUUAUUUGAUAAAGAAGAAUAUCAAUUUAAUGUCAAGAAGGCGUACGGUCGAUGUUCUUCUAAUAUUGCUAAAAUUUAUUGUCAUCAAAGAAAAUAUGAUAAUGCAUUUACUUAUAGAAUGAAAGCAUCAAGUAUUGACGAAAAGUACUGUGAUUUAAGCGAAAAAGAAAAGGAAGCACAAUGUUACUUUGACAUUGGUAAAGAGUUAUAUGGGACAGAUCCUAAUAAAGAACUUGAAUUUACUGUAAAGUCAUUACAAAUUCGACAAGAAAUUUUACCAAGAGACCACAUCACCAUUGGUUUUUGUUAUCAUGAAAUAGGUGCAGUUUACGAAAAAAAAGUCAUACUUGACACAGCAUUAGAACAUUACAAAAAGGCAAUUGAGAUUUAUGAAAAACAUUUAUUUGAUAAAGAAGAAUAUCAAUUUAACGUCAAAAAAUGUAACGAUAUAUGUCAUACUAAUGUUUAUAUAAUUUAUUGUCGUCAAAGAAAAUAUGAUGAUGCAUUCGUAUAUAGAAUGAAAGCAUUAUGUGUCGACGACAAGAAAUGUCAUUUAACUGAAAAAGAAAAAGAAGCACACUGUUACUUUGACAUUGGUAAUGAGUUAUGUUGCACAGAUCCUGAUAAAGCACUUGAAUUUACCAUUAAAUCAUUAGAUAUUCGACAACAAGUGUUACCAAGAGACCACAUCACCAUUGGUUUUUGUCAUCAUAAUAUUGGUGCAAGUUACGAAAAAAAA
Messenger RNA from Rotaria sp. Silwood1, 3051 nucleotides. The record is from the annotation of a GenBank genome assembly. NCBI's taxonomy places the organism in Eukaryota, Metazoa, Rotifera, Eurotatoria, Philodinida, Philodinidae.